CCCACCAACAUGAUGGUCUCGUUGUAGGGUUUUUGCGUCGCCGUUCUCAAGACCUUACCUACAGCAGCGGACGAAGGGACAGACUGAAGCUUCUCCGCACAGAUGGCCCCGAAAAAAGGCGUAAAAGCACCUGCAGCACCUCUGAAGAAGAAACCGGAGAAGGUGGUGAAUCCAUUGUUCGAGAAGCGUCCAAAACAGUUCGGCAUUGGCGGUGCAUUGCCUCCGAAGAGGGAUUUGCAUAGGUUUGUGAAAUGGCCUAAGGUUGUUCGCAUCCAGAGGCAACGUAGGAUUCUUAAGCAGCGUUUGAAGGUCCCACCUGCGCUUAACCAGUUCACAAAGACACUUGACAAGAACCUAGCAACAAGCCUAUUCAAAAUGCUUCUCAAGUACAGGCCUGAGGAUAGAGCUGCAAAGAAGGAGCGUCUUCUUAAGAGGGCCCAGGCUGAGGCUGAAGGGAAAACUGUUGAGGUUAAGAAGCCAAUUGUUGUGAAGUAUGGACUAAACCAUGUCACCUAUCUCAUCGAGCAGAACAAGGCACAGUUGGUUGUUAUUGCGCAUGAUGUGGAUCCAAUAGAGCUUGUAGUUUGGCUUCCAGCAUUGUGCAGGAAGAUGGAGAUACCCUACUGCAUUGUGAAGGGGAAAUCACGCUUGGGAGCGAUUGUCCACAAGAAAACAGCAGCAGUGUUGUGUUUGACCACGGUAAAGAAUGAGGAUAAGUUGGAGUUCAGCAAAAUUUUAGAGGCGAUCAAGGCCAACUUUAAUGACAAGUAUGAUGAAUACCGGAAGAAAUGGGGAGGUGGUAUUAUGGGCUCCAAAUCUCAGGCAAAAACCAAGGCAAAGGAGAAGCUUCUUGCCAAGGAAGCUGCACAGAGAAUGACCUAGGAGUGCUACCGUUUUUUUUUUUUUUGAAGUAUCAUAUAUAACAUAAAAGAGGUUUUGCCUAUUUUUCUUUUAGUUACAAAUUUUCCUUGUCAUCAAGGCCAAGCAAUUUUUAUGAGUUACCUCAUGCUUCAUUCACCUUAAACUGCAUCCUUCUUUACUUUACCAUAUUAUCUUUGAGAACAUUGAGAAGGGAACAUUUCAUUACACAACUUUUCAUAUAUUGAACACUUUACUAGUUUCUGUUC
This is a messenger RNA of Nelumbo nucifera (sacred lotus), 1127 nucleotides long. RefSeq names its product large ribosomal subunit protein eL8y. The record is from RefSeq and is a predicted model, not a curated record. NCBI's taxonomy places the organism in Eukaryota, Viridiplantae, Streptophyta, Magnoliopsida, Proteales, Nelumbonaceae. Gene Ontology annotation, biological process: ribosome biogenesis. Gene Ontology annotation, molecular function: RNA binding. Gene Ontology annotation, cellular component: ribonucleoprotein complex.